AUGAAACGCAUUCUUCUUGUUGCUGAUUAUCCUAAUUUAACUGAACUUAAACUCUUUAAUUUUAAUGGUAAAAUUGUUUCGCGUUAUUUUACAGAUGAAGCACUAUUUCGACGUAUUUUUCAACGACAAAUUACCGAUCUUAUUCUUGUAUUUGAAAGCAAUUUUAAUGAAAUAUCAGUAAAACAUUAUACAACAGAUGUGUAUGAAUAUAUUUUGAAAUUCUUCGAAAAUCUAAAGCAUUUAUCUAUAAUUGGAUCAUAUCCCCGUUUUUUUCCACCUUUGGUACUUCGUAAUUUACCUUUAGCUACGUUCUCCUCUUCAAUUCUGAACAAAUUAUGUAUUCAUGUGAUGAGUUAUGCAGAUUGUUUUGCUCUACUUGAUGGUCGUCUCAAACAACUAACAACCUUGAUUGUUGAUAUUCUUGAUAUUGAAUAUCAUUCAUCGAAUGUUUACAAUAUGGUAAGUUUACAUUUUAUGAGAUUGUGA
Molecule: messenger RNA, 486 nt
Organism: Rotaria sp. Silwood2
Lineage: Eukaryota; Metazoa; Rotifera; Eurotatoria; Philodinida; Philodinidae
Source: the annotation of a GenBank genome assembly